Molecule: messenger RNA, 300 nt
Organism: Dovyalis caffra
Lineage: Eukaryota; Viridiplantae; Streptophyta; Magnoliopsida; Malpighiales; Salicaceae
Source: the annotation of a GenBank genome assembly
AUGGACACGGAUAUUAAUAAGGAUACUAAUGGAUUCAAAAACGAGCCUUCGAUGAUGACUUUAGGCUCUCCUAAAGUUGAGGAGGAUGUUGAAGAGAAUGGAGAAGAUUAUAGCGAGUUCAAGGCUUUGUUGCCUCCUAGGAAAGGUGGGAUGUCAAGAAAUUCAGACAAAGUCAGGAGAAAAGUUCAGUGGAACGAUAAUCACGGGAAUAAGCUUGUGGAGGUUUUAGAAUUCGAACCCAGCGACGUUAGUGAUUCUGAUGAAGAGGAUACAGAUUCUUGCUUGUGUAUGAUAAUGUAG